UCUCGCUCUUUCUCUGUUAACCUGCUUGCCGUUCUGUUGUUACAAGCUCUCUUACUGCUAAAAGCUAGUGAUCACUAGUGUCUAGCUUCCAGUCAGCCGUGCUAGUUUCGUCCAGUCAGUAGCUCUCCGGUGUCCCGCUCUCGGUCGCAAUCAGUCAGCUGAAAGUUACAAGAGAGAGCGAAAAAGUAAAGAAGACAAAAACCGAGCACAAAAGACAAGGUAUCAACAGUAGCAGCAGCAGCCGAAGAGAAACCAGGAAAGGAGGAAUCAUUUUCAAUCGUUAUUCUACAAGAAACGAGGUUAUUAGAACACCUGGAAGACGGGCCUCAGUGCGUUGAGAUAGAAGAGAAAACACUAUCAUUUGCUAUCACCGCUGCCAAGAAGAUCGAGCUCGUUGGUGCGCGUCUCUACCCCGCGUUUAUCUAUUAGUGGCUACUUCGACGCCGGGCGCCACUGACGUCGUUUUCGUGACUCUCUCCACCCUCUUCAUUUUAGUAUCAUACCAAUUUGAGACCUUCUCCCUCCCGUUGCUUCUUUUCUUUUACCACGACUCUCCAUCUUCGUGGUUCCCAGCAAUCAUCACCCUCUGUGCUUCCACCCCCGUUCCACCCUCGUUCCACCCCAUUCCACCCGUUGAGGCUAAACUCUCUCUCCUUUCCAUCCCUCUUCACGUUCCUCCUCCACCGCCUACUUUUGCCACGUCUUCCUCUAACAGAGGUGUGACGAAAUCGUAUUCCAAUCCCGACCCGUUGACGGAACAAGAGGGAAAUAUGAGCGGCGAACGCGGACUUGGUGCCGCUCAGUUUGGGAUCGGAUCUGGCAGUGGAACUGGCAGCAGUAGUAGCGCGGCCGCCAACAACAAUAACAACAACGGAAGCGCCAACAACAACUACCAACAGAAGCAACAGUUUACCAACUACAAUCACUCGUGUUGUUCAUCCGGUUAUCCAGACGUCGGUCGUGUUCAGGUCACGGCAAAAAUCCUGUUUGGUUCAGUAGCUGCUAUUCAAUCAGUAAACGCCGAGAAAUGUCGCAAAAAAUAGCCACGUCUUCCGAAAGGACGACGUCGCACUGCAUUCCUUCUUUCCCGUUGUCGACCUGGCUACGUUUGGUGGUUGGUCUCGCCGGCUUGUGGCCGCUUUUUGGCUGCUGGACGCUUGCCGACGCUUCUAACCACCAUGAACUGGACCCCCCACCUGCCCAACGACUUGCUGCUUCAUCACCGAAGCAACAAACAUUGCCGUUCGCCAUCAUGCUCAACUUGAUACGCGAACAACAGAAAAGCGAGCGUGACCCAGACGGACUUAGUCCCGAACAGAUUCAGCUGAUUGAACACAUUUUCGGCGCCGGCCUUAAUGCGUCCGAUUACCUCAUAAACGACCUAGAGCCUCGCCUUUACAAAGAAGGGCAUAUUAUUAAGAAAGACGAUCCGGCGGCCGGCGUUGCUGCCUUUAAUUAUCAAGACGCCAUCACCAAACAGUUUGCCCGAUACGGUUUUGCGACUCUUAAAGCUUACGCUUUACUCCGUGAUAAAUUUACCAUCAAUCAACGGAACCGUUUCGGCGACGAAGGUCGAAUAUCUUUGCGUAACACCGAUUUCUACGCUGAAUGCCCUUUAAAAGCUGAAACAAUCAAAUGUCCGCCAUUCAGCGCUCUGUACCGAACGGGCGACGGCACUUGCAACAACAUGGACCACCCGGAAUGGGGGGCCUCUUUCAGGCCGUUCCAGCGCUUCUUACCGGCCGAAUACGGCGACUCGGUGGAGGCAUUCCGUCGGUCCGUACAAGGAGGCCCAUUGCCAAGUGCCCGUGCAGUCAGUGCUCUGGUCCAUCGCCAUCGCAAUAUAACCACUACUCAGUUCACGACUAUGGUGAUGCAGUGGGGCCAAUUCCUUGAUCACGACAUUACAUCUUCUGCACAGACAAGAGGCUUCAACGGCAGCAUUCCGCAGUGUUGCAAUAAGGACGGACAGGAACAAGUACUGAAAGAGAAUAGGCAUCCGGAUUGUAUGCCUAUUGAAGUACCAUCUGAUGACGCGUUCUACGGCAAAUACAACGUGACUUGCCUGAAUUUCGUACGCUCCAGUCCGUCUCCAUCAGAAGGAUGCUUGAUCGGUCCUCGCGAACAAAUCAAUCAGAUCACUUCAUACCUUGAUGCGUCAAAUGUGUACGGCAGCACCGAUAAGCUACUCAGCUCUCUUCGGCUUUAUAGUAAAGGAAUGAUGAAGUGCCGCGAAAUGAUGUUCCGCAAAGCUCUACUGCCCGUCUUGGAGAAGCCAUUUAGCGACGAAUGCCGCACGCACUCGCCCAAUAUGCAUUGUUUCAAAGGAGGCGACAGUCGUACCAACGAACAACCAGGCUUGUCCUCUAUGCAUACGGCCUGGAUGCGUGAACAUAACCGCCUCGUCAGAAAAUUGGCCGAUUUGAAUCCGCAUUGGAAUGAUGAACGUCUCUUUCACGAGGCUCGCAAGAUUGUAGGGGCCCAGAUGCAACACAUCACAUACAAUGAAUUCCUUCCUAUCGUUCUUGGCGAACGCGUGAUUGAGGUUUUUGAUUUGCGGCUCAAGCGCCGCGGAUUCUAUUAUGGCUACAACAGCAGCAUCAAUGCCAUGGCUGCCAACUCUUUCGGGACAGCCGCCUUCCGUUUUGGACAUUCACUUAUUCCGAAGAACUUGAACCGCUGUAACCGUUUCCAUCAGCUACUACCGUACAGAACUCCUCUGCGGAAGGAGCUGAUGGAUCCGACGCCCAUCCACAACAUCGGCGCUGUCGACCGGAUUUUGCUAGGCAUGUGCACUCAGCCUGCUAUGAGGCGUGACGAGUACAUCGUUGACGAGUUGACCAACCAUUUGUUCCAAACCAGCAACAAACCGUUCGGAAUGGAUCUGAUGGCUCUCAACAUCCAACGUGCCCGCGACCACGGCAUUCCACCAUACGUCGUGUGGCGAGAAGCUUGCGGUUUGACUCCGAUUCGCAACUGGGGCCAGCUUCUCUCAAUUAUGGAUGACGAUACCGUCGGCCGACUCCGAAUCGCUUACAACAGCCUGGAAGAUAUCGACCUCUUUCCUGGCGCUAUGGCCGAAAAACCCGUUGUGGGUGGCAUGGUUGGCCCGACUUUUGCUUGCAUUAUUGCCCAGCAGUUUCUCAAUCUACGCCAAGGAGAUCGGUUUUGGUAUGAGAACGGGGACGUACCCAACGCCUUCACUGAUAGCCAACUUCGUGAACUUCGACGUUCCACUUUGGCCAGAAUCAUUUGCGAUAAUUUGGACGACGCCGAAACUAUUCAACCUUGGGUCAUGCUUCAGCCAGAUUCCAAUACGAACCCUCGAGUGUCUUGCCGCGGCGGAAUCAUUCUCCAAAUGGAUUUGAGAGCCUGGAAAGAAACUGAAGCCAAAGCAACCUCUUUCCACGCUAACGUCUUACCGGAAGAUGAAGUCUCCACGAAUUCGAUCAAGGCUGGCAGUGUUACAUACCAACACACGGAUGAGUACGAGGCCGAAGACGGAUCGCCAUCAAAAGGACAUGGAUCAAGACCUAUGCCGCUCUUGCAGCCUGAAGACGACUGGGUGGAAGAACUUCCUCGUCCCAUACCAGAGGCGCUAGCUCGCUCACAGAUAAAUUUGGAAGAAGAGAAAAACGAUGAAUGAAAGCUGACCGUUUUUUUUUGGGCCGCAACCGUACAGGAGCUCCUUUGAAUUUCUUUAUUGACAGACGUACGAUUUAUAUAAAGUGCCUCGCUUUUGUCAAAACUAAUUUACUGUUCGACGUUAUCACGUCGUGUAUUCUAUGAGAAACUAACGUCCGAAAUUGUGAAAAAGUGCCGGUCGCUUUUUCGUUUUUCAAAGAUUUUUUUUCCUUUCCAAAGUUCUUUUGAAUUGUACGUUUUUUUUCUUAUUUAUUUUAUCGGAUGAGAUUCAUUUUCCCAUGUAUGUGUCAGAGCAUAUUGUUGGGGAAAUCGUAUUGUACAGCGAUGACAGCGAUUCUAAUUACGGUUGUUUUCAAAUACUAGUUAUGUUCUUACCAAUAUUAUGAAAAAUAAAUAUUUUAUUAUUAGA
Messenger RNA from Daphnia carinata, 4054 nucleotides. RefSeq names its product chorion peroxidase-like. The coding region runs from base 1028 to 3646 and encodes 872 amino acids. The record is from RefSeq and is a predicted model, not a curated record. The transcript has 15 exons. Gene Ontology annotation, molecular function: peroxidase activity; heme binding. Lineage: Eukaryota; Metazoa; Arthropoda; Branchiopoda; Diplostraca; Daphniidae. Gene Ontology annotation, biological process: response to oxidative stress.